Molecule: messenger RNA, 1029 nt
Organism: Prunus armeniaca (apricot)
Lineage: Eukaryota; Viridiplantae; Streptophyta; Magnoliopsida; Rosales; Rosaceae
Source: the annotation of a GenBank genome assembly
AUGAAGACAACCCAAUUCAUAAUUUUCAUCCUCAUCAUCACCACCAUCUUUGGCUUAUCAGCCAAAGUGAAUUCAGAGACAGAUUCUUGCAGCUCAAGUCUCAAUCUGCAGAAUGUCAAUUUGCCCUUUGAUACAGCUUCCCUCCACUGCCUUUCUGUUUGGGAUGCUCACAAUUACAUCCUCAGAUACUCACAGACCUCAUCAAACAUAUGGACCUUUGUCCUCUCAACACCAGCUGUAAACUCAUUCAUAGCAAUGGGGUUCUCAAGCAAUGGACAGAUGGUGGGGUCCAGUGCAAUUGUGGGGUGGGUGUCCUCAACAGAACGCACGAUCAAACAAUAUUUCUUGGGUGGGACUUCAGCAAACCUUGUGGAGCCUAACAAAGGGAACCUUCAGGUUGCUAGCAACUUCUCUUUAAUUUUAUCUCAGUCCUCUCGUCUGUACCUUGGCUUCCAGUUGGAGACCAGCCAGCCACAGACAAGGCUCCUAUACUCUGUUGGUCCAGAUGGGUUUCUGCCUGUGGCACCAGACUACAGGUUGAUCCAGCACAGUGACAAGUUCUCUACCUCCAUAAAUUAUAUCACAGGUGAGUUACAUCAUCUCAACUCACCCAUGUUAAUUAAGGAGGAGAAGUUACCUUGCACUCAACGUCAGAAGUCAAAGCACAUCGAGCUCACAAAGUCCAUAUUCAAAACUGAGGAAGAGCCAUGGAGCGCUGAACAUGCUAGGAUGGGGCAUUUUGCUGAUAAUUGGAGUGUUGUAUGUGGAUUUGUCUUGAACAAUAAGCUCAAUGCUGAUGUCUCCACCCACAAAGCUCUUGGUAUCAUCAUUCUUGUGCUUGGAUGUCUUCAGGUGAUGGCCAUUUUGGUUCGACCAGAGAAGGAGUCGAAAACACGAAAAUACUGGAAUUGGUACCAUCAAGGCGUGGGAAGGAUUCUCAUCAUUUUUGCAAUAGCAAAUGUUUUCUAUGGGAUUCAUUUAGGAGAAAAAGGAAAGGCAUGGAAUGCUGGCUACGGAGCUUUUAACUAG